Molecule: messenger RNA, 2656 nt
Organism: Coffea arabica (coffee)
Lineage: Eukaryota; Viridiplantae; Streptophyta; Magnoliopsida; Gentianales; Rubiaceae
Source: RefSeq, a predicted model, not a curated record
UCUUUUGGGAAUUAAUGGAUAUGCUAAUUUCAAUCACAUUACAGUAUGCUUCAUGUGCUACUAGUUUUCUAUAAACAUGAUUGUAGUAGUUAAUUGGUUCUUUUUAUUCAUAACCAUUUGUCAGCAUGAGAAUUCCUUGUCCACAUCCCGGACGUAUUUGGUUGGAGCAGAGAGGCUUGCAACGAGCUCUUUAUUGGCACAUAGAAGCUCGGGUUGUGUUGGAUCUCCAAGAGUUUCAAACUUCAGUGAGCAUCUUGAACAGUAUGAUGGUGUCUGUUUUAGAUGUCCAGUUAAAGAUUCAGAAAGUUGUGCUAAGAACAGACGGAAACUAGCUCUGAAAACUCUCUCCAAUCAUAGAUUUGCCUUACGUUACUUGAUAUGCCCAUAACUGUAUUUGUCAGGCUGCUAUUUGAGCUGCAAAUUGCUUUUGCGUCUGUUACAUAGAAACUUUCUUCAAGUGAACAACAUUUAACUAUUGAACUUUGAUAAGGAUAUGAGUAGGGUAAGGGCGAAUAUAUACAUCAACGCUUUAAGGUAACUGGUGCAGUUCUUUGAGCAUGGUGCCUGAGGGAUCUUGAAAAACAUUUUGCCCAUUCAAGGAGCUCCAUGAUAUUAAUUAUGAUGUAUUAGAUUAUAGAGCUGUCCUAUCCUUCUACAGUCCGUCAUUUUGUUACUGAUAUUGUGCAGGAGAAAUUCUAAUAACAAAAGAGUUACUAUCAUAUCCAUCUUCGUUUCCUGACAAGCAAUGCUGCUAAGAAACUAGAUUCGUUUAGACCUUCCCUUAGUUGAGAAGUUAAAAGAAAGGCAUGGGCAGAACUGGUAUUUCCACUAUUUUUGAGGGCAAAGAAGAUUUUUCCAAGCGUUACUGUACUUGUCCAUUCUGAUAGAGCAAAUGACCAUGAACUCCAGUUUUCCAUGGUUGAUGGUGAUUUCAAGAAGUUUGAAGGAAAAUGGUCUGUCAAAUCUGGUAAAAGGUUCUCAAAAACUACUUUGAGUUAUGAGCUAAAUGUCAUACCAACAUUCAACUUCCCUGCAAUUUUCUUGGAGAGAAUAAUCAGCUCAGAUCUUCCUGUGAAUCUUCAAGCCAUGGCUUGCAGAGCUGAAAGUACUUUCAAGAACAGCCAGAAUUCAUUGACUGAUGAAGCUCCUCCAGUUACAACAUUAGCAGACUCCUUUACUUCCACAAGUUCAGAUGUCAGUGGUGUUGCAUCAGACAAGAAUGAUUUUCCCACUGGAGAAUUAAAAGAAAAAUUGCUCAAGGCUACCUUGAGCCCCUUAUCUCCCGCAAAAAGUGAGUUAAGCAGUAAUUGGGGAGUAUUUGGGAAAGUAUGCAAGCUUGAUAAGCCAUGUAUGGUAGAUGAAGUUCAUCUUCGAAGAUUUGACGGCCUUUUGGAAAAUGGAGGUGUUCACCGUUGUGUUAUUGCUAGCAUAACCGUAAAAGCUCCAGUGCCUGAAGUUUGGAAUAUUUUGACUGAGUAUGAGAGACUUCCUGAGAUAGUUCCAAACUUAGCUAUCAGCAAGAUUCUGUCACGCGAGAACAAUAAAGUUCGCAUUCUUCAGGAGGGAUGCAAGGGUUUGCUAUACAUGGUACUUCAUGCACGUGUUAUACUUGACUUGUGUGAAGUACUUGAACAAGAGAUUAGCUUUAAGCAGGUUGAAGGUGAUUUUGAUUCAUUCAGGGGGAAAUGGAGUCUAGAGCAAUUAGGGAAUCAUCACACACUGUUGAAAUACACUGUGGAGUCAAAAAUGCGGAAGAAUUCAUUUCUUUCUGAAGCUAUCAUGGAAGAGGUGAUAUAUGAAGAUCUCCCUUCAAAUUUAUGUGCAAUUCGAGAUUAUAUUGAGACAAAGGUUGCUGAAAACACUUCCAAGGCAUUUGACUAUUCAGCUUACACAAAUGAGCUUUUUGCUUCAUCUUCCAACGAGAAUUCUGCCAGUAAUGAUGAGCCAGCUAAUCAAAAUUUGAGUUCAACUGCUUCAGAUUCAUCUAGACAGAGACCUAAAGUUCCAGGAUUGCAGAGAGACAUUGAAGUUCUCAAAUCUGAACUCUUCACUUUUAUAGCUGAACAUGGACAAGAAGGCUUUAUGCCCAUGAGAAAGCAACUUCGGAGGCAUGGAAGGGUGGACAUUGAGAAGGCAAUCACGCGCAUGGGAGGAUUCAGAAGAAUAGCUGCCUUGAUGAAUCUCUCUCUCGCAUACAAACACCGCAAGCCAAAAGGUUAUUGGGACAACCUUGAGAAUUUGCAAGAAGAGAUAAGUUGGUUCCAAAAGAGUUGGAGAAUGGACCCAUCAUUCAUGCCCAGCAGAAAAGCUUUUGAGCAAGCAGGUCGCUUUGAUAUUGCACGUGCAUUGGAGAAAUGGGGAGGUCUUCAUGAAGUUUCACGUCUUCUUUCACUUAAGGUGAGGCAUCCUAACAGGCAGGCAAGCUUAGCAAAAGAAAGAAAAAUGGAAGUUUUGGCGCCUAACGAAGACCAGGCACCAUCUAAGCCUUAUGUUUCGCAAAACACUCAGAAGUGGCUGACAAAAGUGAAGGAAUUUGACAUAAAUUGGGUGGAAUGAUAUCUGUAUCUGUUGUUCUCGCUAAUUAUGUAUUUGCUGUAAAUUAAUCAAAAAUUUCGGUAUUAAGGAAGAGUAAGAUUAUGUAUAGACCAUGUUCCAA